Aspergillus candidus is the source of this 2710-nucleotide messenger RNA. RefSeq names its product J domain-containing protein. The transcript has 5 exons. Gene Ontology annotation, biological process: SRP-dependent cotranslational protein targeting to membrane; post-translational protein targeting to endoplasmic reticulum membrane. Gene Ontology annotation, cellular component: Sec62/Sec63 complex. Bases 408 to 2504 code for a protein of 698 amino acids. The record is from RefSeq and is a predicted model, not a curated record. Lineage: Eukaryota; Fungi; Ascomycota; Eurotiomycetes; Eurotiales; Aspergillaceae. Gene Ontology annotation, molecular function: RNA binding; transmembrane protein transporter activity.
CCUGAAAGGGCGGGCGUCUGACCUCAGCAUCCCAAACGGGAAGGCGGUGAAGUCCAAGAGGACCCGUAAAGGACACGGUCGAUCACAAGAGUUCCCAAGGCCGAUGCGGCGAUAACUCUCGGACGUGAUGUUUGUUCACUUGUCACUCUCUCUUCCUCCCGCCUUUGAUAUUAGAAACCGACUUUCCCCUCAAGGAACUUGACUGACUCCAAGAGGACAUGCUUCUGGGGACCCUGACCUAAUCUGUUCCUGUUCCUACUUCCUUUGUACCGUGAUCCUCCCUGUCCGGUCAGGAACUAAACUCGUCUUGUUACACAUUGUUGUGCCGAACAGGUCCUGGUUCCUUGUUCGCCAUCACUUCUGCCCAUCACGGGCGACCGUGUCUUUUUGCUUGAACACAUUGCAUCAUGUCGACGGACUACAACUAUGAUGAGAAGGGGCAAUUCUUCCCGUUCUUCGUCCUGACCAUCGCCGGUCUGGUCACGUUCCCUUUAACAUACAAUCUUCUGAAGCCGAGCAAGGAGCUCGAAAACACCGCGCCCCGAAUAAAGUCAGAUUUCACGCCCGAGCAUGGCGAUCUUAUCGACACGCAGAAGCGGAAACGCCUGCGCAAGGAGCGCCGCAUAAAGCGCAUUGUUACCGUGAUUCUGGGCUAUGCCACCAUUGCGUGGAUGAUCUAUCUCAUUGUUGUCACUGCCCGGACGGUGGACAAAGUCUGGGAUCCAUAUGACAUCUUGGGUAUUUCGCGGAGCGCCGAUGAAAAAGCCAUCUCCAGGCAUUACAAGCGUCUCUCGCUCAUCUUCCAUCCUGACAAGAUUAGACCGGACCCUGCCAAGAAUGAGACGCUUGAGACGCUGAAUGAUCGAUUCGUGGAACUCACCAAGGCCUACAAAGCGCUGACGGAUGAGGAGGUGCGCAAUAAUUACAUCCAAUUUGGCCAUCCCGAUGGCAAGCAGAGUUUCAGCAUCGGAAUCGCCCUGCCCAAGCUUAUCGUCACCGAGGGGAACGGAAAGUAUGUCUUGCUGGUUUACGGAGCUCUGCUGGGUGUGCUUUUGCCUUAUAUCGUCGGACGCUGGUGGUACGGCUCGCAGCGGUACACGAAGGAGCGUGUUCUCGUCGCCAGUGCUGGAAACAUUUUCCGCGAGUACAAGGAGGACAUCCUCGAGCCGGGCAUCGUCAAGGCCCUGUCGUCGGGCGAUGAGUUCAAGGAGAUGCUUAAGGGCCCGCAAAGUGACGCUGGGUUAGCCAAGCUGGAACAGAAGGUGCUCGCUGAGGAUAACAAGUUUCUCUCGGCUCAGGACCGCAAAGCCCUCAAAGAAUUGGAUGACUCCAGUCGGCGCAAGGCCCUGGCGUUGCUGUGGGCUUAUCUGGGCCGCAUUGAUCUCGAAGAUACUGUCUUGAACGGGGAGAAGUUCGAAGCUGCCCCCAUUGCCCUGUCUCUCAACGAUUCCUUCACGGCCAUCUCGCUCGGGUUUGGCAACCUGCGCCCCAUCCUGAGCGCUUUCCACACGUCGCAGGAGUUGAUCCAAGCCGUGGCCCCCGGUUCGUCGCCGCUCCUGCAACUGCCCCACUUCACCGACGCUGUUGUCAAGUCCAUCGAGGGCGCCGACGCUAAGAGCCAUACCACCGUGCAAAGAUAUAUGGACAUGCCCGAGGACAAGCGGCGCAACCUCACGGUCGGGGCCGGUCUCCUGUCCGACAAGGAAUACACGAGCGCCAUCCAGGUGGCCAAGCAACUCCCGGUUCUCGACGUGUCCAAGGCCUUCUUCAAGGUCAUGGGCGAAAAGGUCAUCACCCCCAGCAGUCUAGUCCAACUGGUUGUCAAGGCGCGGUUCGUCCCGCCCGGUUACAGCAACGCCCCCGCCGUCAACCCCCUGGAUCUGGAAGACAUCGACCCGGAUGAGGACGACAUUGAUGCGCUGAUGGGCCGCAAGCCUGCCAAGAACAAGGCCACCAAGACCGCCGACGGCAAGAAGACUGAUAAGAAGGCGGAUGCCAUCCAGCCCCCGCUUGCUCACGCCCCCUAUCUGGCCCGCGACCACGCCCCGCGCUGGCACAUCUUCCUGGCUGACGCCCGGCAAGGCAAGAUGGCCGUGCCUCCGUUUACCUUCACUACGUUCGACAAGCCCCUGUUUGACGAGGCUGGCAAGCCCACCUUCAACGUCCAGACCCUCAAGAUGCAGUUCCAGGCGCCUCCGCAGGUCGGGGACUUCCACUUCGUCCUGCAUAUGCUCUGUGACAGCUACCUCGGACUCGACACGAAGCUGGACAUCACCCUGCACAUCGACGACCCGGCCAAGGCCGCCGCCUUGGACGACGAGGACGAUAUUAGCGAGCCUGAUGAAGACUCCAUCGCCGGCCAAAUGCACGCGCUCAAGACGGGUCAAGCCCCCAAGAAGAAGCCGCGCAAGCCGUCGGACGACUCCAGCGAAGACGAAAGCGAUACGGACGGCGACGCGGGAGACACCAGUGAUACCAACACCGAGACUGACGUCGAGGACUAAAGCAAUCUUAGAAAAUCAUUUAUUUGAAAGGUACAACCGAAGAACAGGAAAAGAGGGGAAGCACCGUCCUGUACAUUUAUAAAUUACCCCAAGCCAACCUAUAAUCUAGGAAUGGAUGAGCGAGUCAGCUAGCUAGCUUUUUAUUUUUACUUUUUUUGAUGGAAAAUGACCGAUUUGAUUGCCUGUUCUUUCUCCCCCCCCCCCCC